AUGGGCACGAGGAGCAACGUACAGGGUGCGAAGGAGCACGCGUUGUCGAACAUCGCGCUCAAUGAGAAGCACAACGGACAGCUACGCGCAGUGUGGAUCGACGUCAUGAAGGCGUACGACUCCAUCGACCACGACUACUUGGCACAGGUUAUUGAGAACCUGCACUUGCCAGGGUGGUUAUCACUAUUCAUCAAGCAAACGGUGAAGAAGUGGAAUAUAGAGAUAAGGUGGCACAACAACACUCUCAUGCACAAGAAAGUCGAGAGGGGCAUACUACAGGGUGAUAGCCUGUCGCCCCUUCUCUUCGUCUUGUGUCUGGACCCACUGAGCAGGCACCUGACCCGCCUUUUUCCUAAGGUGGAGAUACAAGUGCCAGGCGACAGAGUCUACGCGACAAACCACUUUCUCUAUAUCGACGACCUAAAAAUUUUCGCCCACGAGGAGAGCACGAUUAUCGGCAUGACUCGGGAAGUGGAGCUAUUCUUCAAAAAUACAGGAUUCGUGAUCAACCGCGACAAAUCUGCAACUAACACGGAAGCUUGCUCAAGCAUAGCGAAAAUGAUGGAAGGGCCAGACACGUACAGGUACCUAGGAGUCACGGAGAACAGGCACUCAAUCACUGAAUGCAAUGCGGUGUACGAGACAAUCGUGAACGAGAUCUGCAGGAGAGUAGAGCUACUCGCAACUUCGAAGCUGUCAGCGAAAAACCUAUCGCUGGCCAUAAACGAGUACGCCCUGAGUGUAAUCAACUACUACGUGGGAGUUAUCCCCAUGGACAUCACGUACUUCAACAGGAUAGACCUGGAAGUGCGCACAAGAAUAGCCGAUACGAAAGCACACGCGAAGUGGGCGAACACGCAACGGCUCUACCUCCCCCGAAAGGAAAUGGGGAGGGGGCUUCACAGCAUGGUAUUUAGAGCAGAGGCCAUGUUGUUACGACUGUGGAUGACGUUUGCAGCAGACGAGGCAACGUCAGAAAGAAGAGCUGCCAUAAUGCAGCAUUACCGCGAGACCUAUGCGCACAUAUCACUCUUAUUACUACAUCUGGAAGGAAGAUAUGGACUGAAGUUUGAGCAAGAGGACACAAUAGAGAAGUGUCUCAGGGACCUCAGGAGGGCCCAGAACAAAUGGCUAUACGACAGAAUGGAGGUAAAAUCAACACAUAAGGUUCUGUUUGCCAAGCGUGACGACCCCAACUUGGACAUUGAGGGAUCUUCUCUAGUUUUCACAAGUGGAAUCCUCAGUCCCUCAGAAGAAGCGCAAGCCGCGGCAGUUCAGGACAGGAACCUGACAUGGAUGUCACCGACGAAGAAGUGUCCGAGGUGCAAGAACGGCAAGAAUGUGGAUCAUCUCGCAACAAAAUGCCCGAAAAUGCUGCGUAUAGAGUAUACGAGGAGGCACGAGGCAGUUGCGAGGAUAAUCCACUCGGAACUCGGGAGGCAAAUAGGACUACCCAAGGAGAAAAUGGACGCCCACAAGAUCGAGAGCGAAGUGCACGGGAAACACGGAUGGAUCGCGUACGACAAAACGGUCAAGACUCAGAAGAUCAAGGAGUACAACCGCCCAGACAUAAUAGUGGCGGAUCGACGGAGGAACAUGAUCACCAUCGUGGAAAUAGGAAUCACCAACCAGGAUAACCUAGUGGAGACGGAGAUAUUCAAGAAACGGAAGUACGAAGCUUUGAUAGAGGACCUGAAGGCGCGGCAAUUCAACCAGCACACAACGUUCAGGGCAAUCCCCUACGUAAUGACGUGGGAGGGGAUAGUGACAAAUAAACACACCAAGUACAGGCGGGACCUGGGCAUAUCGGAUCGCUUAGAAGCCCAUAUACAACGGGUAGUGAUCCAAGAAACACAAAAGCUAGUGUUGAGGGACAUGAAACCCAGAGAAGAUUAUGACUCUGUGAAUGACCCUCUCGCCCAAACAGGAUGGAUGCCACAAUGGAUGGUACCUGUGACGUUCGGUAACAUGACGUUGAAGGAGCAGUAUGUGUCUAUAGACCGCAGAUCUUAA
Molecule: messenger RNA, 2013 nt
Organism: Babesia ovata
Lineage: Eukaryota; Apicomplexa; Aconoidasida; Piroplasmida; Babesiidae
Product: reverse transcriptase domain containing protein
Exons: 1
Coding region: 1-2013 (670 amino acids)
Source: RefSeq, a predicted model, not a curated record